AUGAGCCUUUCGGUCUCGUCCCAUGCGGCGAGCCCUGUCUGCACACCGGCAUUGAUUGACCCGGCUGGCCCAUUGGAACGUCCCAAGCCAGCCACUUCAGUGCCUAAUCAAGUUCCAAAUGUUGUGAUUGAUGAGCGAGUUUUUCCCUUGCCCGCUGAGCGGCGAGUGCAUGCCUCUCUGCAUCCAGCAGAGCAAUUUGCGCAGGACGUUCUGUCGUCUGGUGAACCUGUGACAGCAACUUGUGUUGAGCGCCUUUUUAAUUUGUUACCUUCUAAGACGGAUGAGCGAUUCAGUUCUGACUCUGGCAGAUCCUUUGUUGCGGGUGUCUUCCGACAUGGGGGCGUCGUUGGCCUCACGAACACCUGCCGUUCUUUUCCCCAAUCGGUUAGUUUGGCCAUCACCUGGGCCAUGCAGCAGGCCGGGCCGCAAGAGCUAUCCGACUUCACGUUUUGCUCGAUUUCUCUGAACCUCAAUGUUAAGACUGAGGUUCACCGCGAUGUAAAUAACGACGAUGCUGACAAUCUCGUGCUGGCUGUGACCACUUUCUCAGGUGGGCACAUCUGGGUGCAGUCCGAGUCGGGCGGCCAUGUGCUGCCUGUCAAUGGGUCCUUGGUCCCUGGAGACUUGUAUGAUGUAUCCGCGGCCCCAGUGCGGUUCUAUGCUCGCAAGCGCCUGCAUUGCACAAUGCCGUGGACGGGCGAUAGGCUAGUCCUCAUCUUGUUUUCAGGCGGAGAUGUUGCCCAAUUACCCAGCCUUGACUUUGAGCACCUUAAAUCCCUUGGGUUUAGGCCUUCGGUCUCAACAUCCACAGCCAACCCACCGUUGGCGUAUGUACCACCGCCUGCCGGAGCUUUGGAGCCCUUGCUUGCUAAGGUCGCUGCAAAGGUCAAAGGGUUGCCUCUUGAUAGUCUUAUGUUUCUCGAUGUUUUCUGUGGAACGGGGGGACUCUGCGCAUCCCUUCGGCAGCUAAGCAUGAAACUAAGUGUCGGUUUCGACCGUCACGCACAGCGGGGUUGCAAAUGUCCUGUUAUCUCGCUGGACCUCACGAAGGCGGGAUCCCGGGCCAUUCUGCUUGAUCUUCUCAAGCAGCCUCACGUGGUCGCGUGCCACCUGUCUCCACCUGUAACCACCAGUGGGGCCGGUCUCCUAGGCCCUCGCUCAGGUGUCCUUCGCAAUGCAACGCACCCUGAAGGUCUGCCAGGCUUGCAGGGUACUGAUCUUGAGCUGGUCCAAGGGGCUAACGCACUCUUUGCCAUGUGCGCCGAGGUCUGGCACUUGUGUUGGAACCAUGGGGUAUUUUGCUCCAUAGCUCACCCAAGCCGAUCUAUCAUGUGGCUCACUGCGGCACUCCGCUCAUGCCAAUCUUCUCCUUUCCUCUCUACCUCCUUGCAUCAGUGCAUGUUUGGAUCCUACAGGAGAAAGGCUACUCGCCUUUUGCAUACGGUCCCGUACUUGCAAAAGCUUGGUGUGACAUGUGAUGGCGCCCACGCUCAUGAGCCGUGGCGUUCUCCUGCACAAAACCAAACGAAGGACGCCGGCUUUCCGCCUAUGCUGUGCAAGGCCUUUGCCCAAGCACUUGUGGAUCAACUGAUUGCAUGCGGUGCGCGCGCCCCGGCGAGGUCCCUCGAGAAUGCUUCACUGUCGCUCUCAUUGGGCGCCCGUGUAGCUACAGCAACGCAACCUUCAGGUCGGAAGAUUCCUCCACUGGUUUCUGAGUUCGCUCGCACAGUCAAAGUGUCAGGCCCAGCCGAUCAGCUACCGUGCACCUCAAAGACCAAGCUGGUGUCGACGUGGGCGGUUCCCAAGACUGUGCUCUGCCAACCUUUCCUUCAGUCAUUGCCGCCCGGUUCCAAGUGCAUCCGAGCCAGCCCUUUUGUUCCAAGGGGUUUGGCGCCUGCCUCGGAUGUGCCCGAAGUUACCCUGGGUGCAGGUUUAGGUAGUCCCGACUCCCCGUGCCCGUGCCAUCCGGCACCUGCUGAGGGUGUGGUUUUAGGUAGUCCCGACUCCCUAGCUCCUCAGUGCCAACCGGUACCUGCCCUACCCUUGAACACAUCCAGUGCGACUCCAAAUGUCAAGCCGGGGCUUGAAUUGCUCUUUGGCAUACCGUGGUCGCCCUCGGAGUUCGUUGAGCAGGCUUGCAAAGCGAAGCACCCACGUUCCUUGGACCAAGGCGUGCCAGCCGGCAUGUCGGCAUGUAUUGAUCGUUUGUGUGAGCACAGCUCGGUCAGUGUGGCCAGGGAUCGUACGGCCGAACUUCGCAAAUGGGUGCUUAGGAAGAAAGAGCUUGACGAAAGCUUUGAUGGACCCGAGCACUGCAAGAAGGUAUUAGCUGGCAAACCCAUGAAACUCUUCGGGGAGAUGGUUGAGGCUGCUGGACAUGCUGAUGUGAACCUGGUACGAGAUAUACAGCACGGUUUUGACUUGCUUGGUGAGAUCCCCUCCUCGUCCGUCUUGCCGAAGAAGACCACCGUGGCAUCUCUCAGUAUUGAGGACGUAAGAAUUGCCACCCCGGCAAAUCAGCGGGCGAUUUGGGAGACUACCCGCACUUGCAGGGACCCUGAAAUCACUUCGGAAGUGUAUCGCCUUACCUUGGAGGAGCGGGAUAAAGGGUGGCUGACAGGCCCCUUCACUCUCGCCGAUGUGCCGGAGACUGCCAUCAUUACACGCCGUUUUGGCGUCAGGCAAGGCGUGACGACAACGGCCACAGGUGUGGCAGCUAAGAUCCGGCCUAUCGACGACUUCACAGAAAGCUUGGCUAACUUGUCGUGCACAUGUGCGGAAACCAUCGACCCGCAUUCAGUGAACGUCAUUGUGGCCGGGAUCCUGAAACGGUGCAAGUUGCUACGGAAGUCCGGGAAGGAUGCCCUGCUCCACAUCCACUGGAGCGUGUUCUUCGACGAUUUCGUGGCAGUGUCUUCUCCGGAGGAAAAGGGUCUGCUCAGGGUACAGAACACAGAGGCUAGGAAGCGCGAGCUUGUGUCCACCAUCGAAGCCAUCGUGCAGCAUGGCGGAGCACAUGCCAAAGAACUUGAAUGCUUGCGAGGUCGUCUUCAGUUCGCCGAGUCGCAGGUGUUUGGUCGGGGUGCGGCCCAGCGCAUGCGAGCUAUAUCAAAAGCAAUGAAGCUUUCGGGUUUCGUGGUUCUUGACGACUCCUUGACCGAGGCCCUGCUUUUCUUGAAGGAUCGAGUUUUGCACGGGGAAGCAAGGAUGAUCAGGGCCUGCGAUCGCCCCACCUACCACCUGUUCACGGACGCUUCCUAUGAGGCUGAUGUGCCAGCAGGUCUCGGGGGCAUCCUUUAUAGUGAUGGGGGUUUGCUUCUUAGGUGGUACUCGGAGUCUGCCGACACAGACGUUCUGGAGGCCAUAAACAAAGAGGGCAAACAAGGUCUGAUCUACGAGUUGGAGGCAUGUGCCGCAGUGCAGGGUGUGGUGCAGCUUUGCAAUUCCUUGAGUGACUGCAAUCUCAUUUGUUAUUGCGACAAUGAAGCCGCCCUCGCAGCUCUCAUAAAGUGUGCUUCCGAAUCACCGGUGGUGGCAUCGCAGCUCAACAAGCUCAGCAUGCUUGAGGAUGAGAAAGGAUUGAGUGUAUGGUUCGAGAGAGUGGAGUCGUCUGCAAACCCAGCCGACGAUCCUUCACGCUUUGUGCUUGGCAAGCUUCCCACUAGCUUCAGAGUCCGUUGGAUACCAGGCGAAGAGCUGUUGUUCUAG
Molecule: messenger RNA, 3708 nt
Organism: Symbiodinium sp. CCMP2592
Lineage: Eukaryota; Dinophyceae; Suessiales; Symbiodiniaceae
Source: the annotation of a GenBank genome assembly